Molecule: messenger RNA, 754 nt
Organism: Spea bombifrons (plains spadefoot toad)
Lineage: Eukaryota; Metazoa; Chordata; Amphibia; Anura; Pelobatidae
Gene: DEPP1
Product: DEPP autophagy regulator 1
Exons: 1
Coding region: 1-561 (186 amino acids)
Biological process (GO): regulation of autophagy
Cellular component (GO): mitochondrion
Source: RefSeq, a predicted model, not a curated record
AUGAGAUCGCAGCUCCUGAUUUCAGUCGCCCACCUUCCCACCAUCAGCGAGGACGCGGAGACGAAUUCCCAGCGCGGGGACGGCGGGGCAGACAUGCGCCCUUCCAACGGGCUGGAGGAGUACGUCAAGUCCAUCCAGACGCUGGCCCAGCCGAGCUCCGUACUGAGUCUCACCACGCAGCAGGGACCGGCCAGGAGCCAGCGGAGGAGCCGCCAACACCUCCGACCGCCGAGGUCCUGCGAUGGAAAGGUCCGGUCCCCGGCGCCGGACGCCACCGGUCUGCAAACCAACGGCGACCCGCUUGCCUGGCUGUACAGACAGAGUGGGAAAGAGAACGCGGACUCUCCGAUCGUCUGCCACUCGCUCGGUCCCCUGGGCCAUCAUAAAGCGACGGUGGCUUCCAAGAGGCAGCCCUGCGGCAGGGACCAGAGCGCCGAUAUACAGCGGGCGGCGGAGCGGAGGAACAGGCCUCAUCGCCUCCAGAAGAGAUGCCGGCUUACCGGUACCGGGGCCACCAGGAGACUCUCCGCCCCGCAGCUCCCCGUCAUCUACGAGCUGUGAUCUAGAACCAGCGUGGACUUCUUUAUUUAUAAACGGGCUUUCUCUACCUUAGAGAGGGCGCCUCUGUUUUGAAGACUUGGACUGAUGCACUUUAAUUUAUUUUAUUAUUUUUUUAUUUGUCCCUAAAUAAUUUAUGGUUUUCAGAGGAUUUGGGUUUUUUUUACAAUAAAAACGGUCUGAAUACGAAGGAAAA